CAUCAUCUCUUCUUCUAUACCAUUUCCCCAAUCCAAUCCAAUCCAGUCCAAUCGCAUCCGAAACAAUAAUGGCUUUAUCAUCUUGCAUACUCACCUCAUCCCCUCUCUUACAAACCCUAUCCCCAUUCCCCAACAACAAACUCACCCACUUCCACUUCCACUUCCGCUUCCACCAUCAAACCCUUAAACACGGGUUCCGAAUCAAGGCCCAGACCCUUGAUUUCUCGGGCACAUUCUUCGAAGGUGGUCUGGGAGGUGAAGAUGACUCACCCGGGUCGGUUGCUACUGCCGUUGAAGAGAAAGAGGAGCCCCAGUGCCCACCCGGGUUGCGGCCCUAUGAAACUAUGGCGGUUUUGAGACCCGAUAUGUCCGAAGAUGAACGCCUCUCUCUUACCCAGAGAUAUGAAGAGUUGCUUGUUGCUGGGGGUGGCAUGUAUGUUGAGGUAUUCAAUAGGGGUGUCAUCCCUCUUGCUUACAGUAUCAAGAAGAAGAACAAAGCUGGUGAGACCAACACUUAUUUGGAUGGAAUCUAUAUGUUGUUCACUUAUUUCACGAAACCCGAAUCUAUAGAGGCUUUGGAGAGAGCGUUGACGACGGAUGAUGACGUCAUCAGAUCAUCUACCUUCAUAAUAAGGAAGAGGAAGUAUUAACUGCUUUUAUCUUUUGAUGAGUUCUUGAAAGUUUUAGUCAUAUAAGCAUGCAUCAUGUUGUAGAAAUGUCACAUAAUUUUAUCAGCAUAUUUAUGGAUACAAUUAUGUUAUUUUGAAUUCAAGAAUCUUUAUUUUGAGGAGAUCCAUGGAAUGGGAGGUGAUUUGCAUA
This is a messenger RNA of Helianthus annuus (common sunflower), 819 nucleotides long. Its product is annotated as 30S ribosomal protein S6 alpha, chloroplastic. The coding region runs from base 69 to 650 and encodes 193 amino acids. The record is from RefSeq and is a predicted model, not a curated record. Gene Ontology annotation, cellular component: ribosome. NCBI's taxonomy places the organism in Eukaryota, Viridiplantae, Streptophyta, Magnoliopsida, Asterales, Asteraceae. Gene Ontology annotation, biological process: translation. The transcript has 2 exons. Gene Ontology annotation, molecular function: structural constituent of ribosome; small ribosomal subunit rRNA binding.